Messenger RNA from Xenia sp. Carnegie-2017, 986 nucleotides. Its product is annotated as E3 ubiquitin-protein ligase DZIP3-like. The transcript has 2 exons. Lineage: Eukaryota; Metazoa; Cnidaria; Anthozoa; Malacalcyonacea; Xeniidae. The record is from RefSeq and is a predicted model, not a curated record. Bases 123 to 905 code for a protein of 260 amino acids.
UUCAAAAUCUUUAUGUUGUCAAAUAUCAUCCACGUCAACGUAAGUUGGAGAUAUUUUUCUGGCGAUAUAUGAUCACGAUAUCAAGAAAUAUUCCUUCCAUCUAAUAAAACGGGAGCAAUAUUAUGUCUGUUUUAAGCUCAGACGCGAAAACUAAUGGUUUUAAGUUGAUGAGAUUAAUUGUUGAUGUUGGUGGAGAAGCUUUAAGAAUAACAUUGAUGAAACAACUGUCAGGUACUGAUUUAUUUAAUGUUUUAAAUGAUCCCGAAAAUGCGCAACUACUUUCAAGUCUAAAGAGGAGACAAAUCCAUCCACAUCAGUGGGAUCAACUGUAUCCAGAUCCUCCAAUAUUACCAAAUGAAAAUAAGUUUGACAUUACUUUACUUUGUAUACUCCUACGUAAUAUCUGCGUUUUAAAACCACCUCGUGAUCCAAUAUGGACGUCAGUAAAUGACCCCAAUGAUCAUUCAACUGAAGCAGAUAUUACCCGUAUCAGGUUAUUUCGUAAUGAUCGUUUUGCUCAUUUACCUAACACUUCAGUAAGCUCUGAUGACUUUGAAAUUUUUUGGGUAGAAAUAAGCGAACCAUUAGUUCGUUUAGGAAUAAGUCAGGAAGAAAUAGAUAGAUUGAAAAAUGAGUUGCUUGGUAAUGAAGAAUGCGAAAGAAUUGUGAAAGAAUGGGACGAAUUCAAAUUUGAUGUACAGAAUCAUUUGUGUGUGAUUGAAAGUAAUCAGGAAGAAAUGAAAAGAAGUCAGGAAGAAAUAAAAAGGAAUCAGGAAGAAAUGAGAAGCAAUCAGGAAGAAAUAAAACGUCAAAUUCACUCACGUCCAGAAGAAGAUAUUUUGACAAAAAAACUUGUAAGUUGUAAUUUUGAAAGUGAAAUUAGACAUCAUUAUGAAAAAUUUUAGAGGGAACUCGGGAAUGGGUUUUUAAUGAGUUUUUAGCUUGGUUCGAAGACGACAGUUCUCAAAAUCGUGCAUUUAUUAUUU